This is a messenger RNA of Bombus huntii, 623 nucleotides long. RefSeq lists its product as uncharacterized. Bases 1 to 606 code for a protein of 201 amino acids. The transcript has 2 exons. Lineage: Eukaryota; Metazoa; Arthropoda; Insecta; Hymenoptera; Apidae. The record is from RefSeq and is a predicted model, not a curated record.
AUGCGUGCUCUCGUUUUUCUCUUUGCCUGUUUAUCGUUGUUUGCCUUCGCAUGGGGUAACAACUUGAUUCUUGGCAGACGUCUGCUUGGUGAUGUUCUUGUCGAAUCUCUACCCAUCUUCAAGCCACCAGUGCCAGGUGUCAGUCACACAGCCACGAUUAACAUAACUGCACCACCCGGCUACGUGAUCUCAUUCGUCAGUGCAAUCAAUCGAAAUCCGAGGGUAGUACACAUCAGACCUACAAAGGGUUAUAUUGGACAAGACUCGAUGAUCUUACUAGCUACUGGAAGACCAGGUUGGGCUCUUGCGAUGAAGGUUACCGCUUUCGCUAUUCGUUCCAAACACCCUAGUACCACAACAACUAGUACUACUUCGUCAACAACUACGAGCACUCAAUCAAUCACUACCUCCACCAAACCAACGACUACCAGCACUCAAUCAACCAUUACCUAUACCAUACCAACGACUACGAGCACUCAGUCAACCACUAUCUUCACCAAGCCACCGACUAAGGACACUCAAUCAACCAUUACAUCCACCGAACCAGCGACUAGGGACUACAUAGUGAAACUUCUUGCACCAUGGAAGUUGAACACUUACGAAUGAUAUAUUUCAAAAAUCAU